CCCUAAUGUAAACAACAAGUUUGACGUUUCGCAAAGUUUGCAACCGUGUCCGGAAUUUAUGUGCAAGCAUUGAAAUAUUCUGCAAAAUAUAGCCAUGGGUCUGCUAGAGUUCCAAGCGGUUGUGCUGGCUGCUGGUAAGGGAAGUCGUUUCCCGGAGCUGCUCGAGGGACGACCUAAGUGUCUGCUGCCAAUCGGAACGUACCCCCUGAUAUGGUACCCGCUCAGGAUGCUCCAGCGACACGGAUUCCAGGAUGCAAUCGUGAUUGUGCUGGAACACGAAAAAAGUGAAAUACAGCAACGGAUUGAAAAAACGCAACUCAAAAUGAAGCUGGAGUUUUUCACGAUUACUGGAGAUUCAGACAUCGGAACUGCAGAUUCCCUCCGCAUGGUGGCAGAUAGAAUAAAAUCAGACGUGGUGGUAGUUUCUAGCGAUACCAUCGUUGAGCUAAGUCUUUAUCCGCUGUUGAAACAGUUCCGAGAACAGAGAGCUUCCUUCGUUAGUCUGUUGGUCCAGAAUGGUGGGCUGCAGAAGGUCACCGUACCGGGACCCAAGAUGAAGCACAAACUGGAGAGGGAUCUAUUCGGAAUCAACUCUCAAAACAAUCGCUUGCUGUUUAUGGGUUCGGAAAGCGACUUUGAGGAGAAUUUUACAAUAUCGGGACACUUGUUAAGACUUAACGAAGAAAUGGACAUCAGAAGCGGUCUGUUGGACACGCACAUUUAUGUAAUAAGUAAAUGGGUUUUUGAUUACCUUGAAGCAAGUACGGAUAUCUCCACCCUAAAAGGUGAACUGCUACCAUUGAUUGUGAAAAAGCAAAUGUCUUCCAGUUCCAAGGUACAAGCGAGCACGGAAAAACCAACAUCCGAGCAUAACGUAAACUUUGAGGCCCGAAACAUUCAUCACUAUGUUCCAAAUACCGAAAUGGAUCGAAAGAUAACUUCGUCUUCGAUCUUCAAUCAAGGUAGUGACCUAUUGGCAAACAAUCGAAUACGGUGCUAUGUAGUUAUCGCCCCGGAAAACAGUUUUGGCACACGUGUUAAUACGAUGGCUUCGUACUGGCGCGCAAAUCAACAAGUGAUGAAAUUUUUCCCCAGUGUUACUGAUCUUCCGGUUACAGCCUUGAAUGGAACCAAUUCAGAUAUUAAAUCAAAUCAGCUGAUGGAAUCUGCUAUCGGAGAACAGGCCAAAAUUUGCGAGAAAACUUCAAUCUCCGGAUCAAUAAUCGGAUCUCAUUGCACUGUCAAUCCCAAGUCACGCCUGAUUAACUGCACCCUAAUGGAUCAUGUGAGUAUCGGUGAAAAUGUGAUCCUCGAAAACUGCAUCGUUGGUGAAAAAACAAUCGUGGAGAGCGGAGUAACGCUGAAGAACUGCCUUAUCGGAUCCAACUAUACCGUGACCACCGGAUCGAAGAAAGAAAAUCAGCACCUCUCCAAUGCUGAAAGAUUUAUGGAAAUUUAAGAACAGUUGACAACUUUUUCAAUCACGGAAAUGCUUGGAAAUAAAGAAUCGAAGAAUAAUAAAAGCAGUGUUGUUGGAUGAAA
Uranotaenia lowii is the source of this 1542-nucleotide messenger RNA. Its product is annotated as translation initiation factor eIF-2B subunit gamma-like. Gene Ontology annotation, biological process: cytoplasmic translational initiation; biosynthetic process. NCBI's taxonomy places the organism in Eukaryota, Metazoa, Arthropoda, Insecta, Diptera, Culicidae. Bases 95 to 1459 code for a protein of 454 amino acids. The transcript is spliced from 3 exons. Gene Ontology annotation, molecular function: translation initiation factor activity; guanyl-nucleotide exchange factor activity. The record is from RefSeq and is a predicted model, not a curated record. Gene Ontology annotation, cellular component: eukaryotic translation initiation factor 2B complex; guanyl-nucleotide exchange factor complex.